AUGCAAAAAAAUACUCCCGAGAACAGCAACUUAAAUGACCCCAUGAAGGAUGGCAAGGAGGGGGUAAAGCCGAACGACCUGAACGAUGAUAAUAUUUAUAUAUUUGAUGAGCCCGAUGAUGAACUGGAGGAGUUCGAAGAGAUGGGCAGCACAGCCCAUAACGUAGAUACAGAUUUGGAGAAUUGGGAAGAGGACUGGGGAGCAGCGGGAUGGGACGAUGACGACGACGAUGAUGAUAAAUUCAUUUUGAAGGUGGAGUCAGAAUUGCAGAACUUUAAAGCCACCUUGGAUGCCGAAAGGGAUUUGAAGAAAUGA
Messenger RNA from Plasmodium fragile, 315 nucleotides. RefSeq lists its product as uncharacterized. The transcript has 3 exons. Lineage: Eukaryota; Apicomplexa; Aconoidasida; Haemosporida; Plasmodiidae. The record is from RefSeq and is a predicted model, not a curated record. Bases 1 to 315 code for a protein of 104 amino acids.